AUGGCAUCGAUUUUAUCCGUCCCACCCGAAGUUAUCAUCAACAUCCUCAAACUUCUCAACCCCUUCGAGAUCGACGCCGUCGCCAGGACACUUAAUUCACAUCUCUACCACCCUGCCAUGCACUUGAAUGCAUCUUGCCAUGGAUGGGUUCAGAAUGCACGGGCUAUGUGCAAGUUAUUCCCUCCAUCUGGAUACCGCAGGUUGCUCCCUUCAUGGCCUGGACAUAUCCCCGUCCUUGGUGAAUGCGAACUAGGCAGCGAUCAGAUACCAGCAAGCCAAUAUGAAGACUACGGCUUGGAUCCAAGCGGAGGUCCUUUUUUUCGAAGCUCGCCUCCCAAUCUGCGCAGCUGGAUGAAGCUAGAUGGAAGCUUUGAUUGGCUUGAACCGCUCGAUGGGAAGAUCUCAGACGAAAGCGCGAGGCAUCGUGAAACUGAGGGUGGUCACCAGCCAGCUCCCAAGAGCCAGGUUGAUAAGCUCAUAGCCAAAGCGACAAAACUCGGCCUUACUUUGCCUGUUGGCUUCGAGACUUUCUUCAGCAGUGAUCGAUUGCACUAUCGUAUCCCAAGCACGCGCGCGUGGUAUUUCUUUCUAGGAAAGCUAGUGAAGUGCCCUUGGUCAAUGGACAACGGCGCUGGAGGGUACAUUUUGCGCUUCUACUGCGACCAGCAGUGGUGUGCGUUUGCAUACCUGUAUCUCAGCCCAUCUGGAUACCACUGUGUUUGGUACUCUGCUCUCGAUUUGUAUGCAGAAAUGGGCAUCGAAGAGGAGGAGAUGGAAGAUUACGAUGAAGACGAGCAGAACCACGAUGACGACGAGCUUGAGGAGGAAGAGGAAGGACAGGGUGAGGAUGGUGGUAACGACAAUGAGGAGGAUGACGACGACGACGACGACGAUGACGACGAUCAUGAAACCUUGCCACAAAUAUCCAAGAAGAAGAUCGCCCUGGUCGCGCUAACUUUCGAAGAGUACUUGGCAAUGGUGUACUUUGAGGAGCUGCUGCAGUUCGGAUCUACCGCUUUUGAAGGGCUGUGUGAUUACGUCCAACAUACCUACCUCUCGCCCGUCAAGAUACAGCAUAUGAGAGAAUCAUGCCCAGCUGUUAAUUCCUUCCUCAGGGCCAUCCGUUGGGGGAGCAAGGCGCGUCGCCAGAGGUUGACCUCCCCGGAUCUCUGGCCCUACAACAAGACGGGAUCCCUCGAAGGAUCUAGCGCAAAUUUCGAGAGGAUGGUUAAGGCAUAG
Messenger RNA from Clonostachys solani, 1239 nucleotides. The record is from the annotation of a GenBank genome assembly. NCBI's taxonomy places the organism in Eukaryota, Fungi, Ascomycota, Sordariomycetes, Hypocreales, Bionectriaceae.